Musa acuminata AAA Group (dessert banana) is the source of this 3404-nucleotide messenger RNA. RefSeq names its product phosphatidylinositol/phosphatidylcholine transfer protein SFH6-like. The record is from RefSeq and is a predicted model, not a curated record. The coding region runs from base 277 to 2157 and encodes 626 amino acids. Lineage: Eukaryota; Viridiplantae; Streptophyta; Magnoliopsida; Zingiberales; Musaceae. The transcript is spliced from 15 exons.
CCCCGAUUUCUCCGCCGAGGAAUCGGCGAUUCCUUUCUCUAUCUUCUCCGUCUUCAUCUUCCUUUUUCUCCUCGCUCAUACCCACUUGGCUCGACCUCAGCUCUGUCGGUUCCUCCGCUUCCACCUCCGGGAUCGAUCUCGCGCCUAAAUCCGUCGAUCGCUGACGGUAUCUGGAUGCAUCUUAAGGCUCCCGAUCGCUUCGUGGAGUGAUUAGGGUCUUGGCUGCCUCCUCCUCCCAGUGAUAUCUUCAUCGCGCUGGUUUGUUUGCCGUCUGAUAUGUCGGGGCCACUGGAUCGGUUCGCCAGGCCUUGUUUUGAGGGUUUUUCAAGCCAUGAUGAACGAAAGGAACGGAGAUCAGAUAUUGAAAAUUCAGAAGAUGAGAGAAGGACACGAAUUGGAUCCUUGAAGAAAAAAGCUAUAAAUGCAUCUACUAGAUUUAGGCAUUCUUUAAGGAAAAAGAACAGGAGGAAGAGUGAUAGCCGAGUCAUUUCUGUUUCAAUUGAGGAUAUAAGAAAUAUUGAGGAGUUGGAGGCUGUUGAUGCAUUCCGUCAAUCUCUAAUUUUAGAUGAAUUGUUGCCUGCAAAGCAUGAUGAUUAUCAUAUGAUGCUGAGGUUUCUUAAGGCAAGGAAAUUUGAUGUUGAGAAAGCAAAGCAUAUGUGGGCUGAAAUGCUUCAGUGGAGAAAGGAUUAUGGCACUGACACUAUCAUAGAGGACUUUGAGUAUUCUGAGUUAAAUGAAGUUCUACAAUACUAUCCUCAUGGUUAUCAUGGGGUAGACAAGGAGGGAAGACCUGUUUAUAUUGAAAGGCUUGGAAAAGUUGAUCCUAGCAAACUAAUGCAGGUGACAACUAUGGAGCGUUAUUUAAGGUAUCAUGUGAAGGAGUAUGAGAGGAGCUUUUUAAUUAAAUUCCCAGCUUGUUCAAUUGCUGCAAAGAAGCACAUUGAUUCAAGUACAACUAUCCUUGAUGUUCAAGGCGUGAGUUUGAAAAACUUCAGCAAGACUGCCAGAGAACUAAUUCAGCGAUUACAGAAGAUUGACAAUGACAACUACCCUGAGACCUUGCACCGAAUGUUUAUUGUCAAUGCUGGCUCGGGAUUCAGGUUGCUGUGGAACACUGUAAAAUCCUUUCUUGAUCCAAAGACUACUUCCAAAAUUCAUGUUCUUGGAGCAAGGUAUCAGAAUAAGUUGUUAGAAAUAAUUGAACCCAGUGAGUUGCCAGAGUUCCUUGGUGGCUGCUGUACCUGUGCAGAACAAGGAGGCUGCCUAAGAUCUGAAAAAGGUCCAUGGAAGGACCCAAAUAUACUGAAGAUGGUCCUCAAUGGUGAAGCACAAUGUGCCCGGCAGAUUGUCACCGUUUCAAACGGUGAAAAAAAGAUUAUUGCUUAUGCUAAGCCACAGUACCCAACAAUAAGGGGUAGUGAUACGUCUACUGCUGAGUCUGGAUCAGAAGCUGAAGACAUCACUUCUCCUAGAGCAGUGAGGAAUCAUAUAUCACAUCCUCGCUUGACCCCAGUACAUGAAGAGGCAAAAAUGGUUAAGGCAGCUAGUUUUUCUUCUGGUUUUCCAGAGUAUGAUGAAUAUGUUCCCAUGGUAGACAAGGCUGUGGAUGGCGGAUGGAAGAAAGAGAUCUCUAAUAAAAGGCUAUAUGCAUCCAAAGGACAAUGCUCUAACCCUGAGACACAUAAAUCUCCGCAAGGAGUUCGGGCUCAAAUAAUCCAAUUCCUUGUGACCAUCAUCGUGUACCUCUUUACACUGGUUUGUUCAGUCAGCAGUUGUGUGUCAAAGAGGCUACACAAUGAAGUCUCUGAAAGAGAUCAACAUGAUCCUAUGUUUUAUGUGGACCCCAUGGUCAAGGAGGAAUAUAGUCAUCCUUCACCUGCUCCUGCAUUUACCGAGGCUGACCUUCUUUCACGCCUUCUAGUAAGGUUGGGAGAGCUGGAAGAAAAGGUGAACAUACUUCAAGCAAAACCAUCUGAAAUGCCUUCAGAGAAAGAUGAAUUGCUCAAUGCAGCUGUUUGCCGUGUGGAUGCAUUGGAGGCUGAGCUUAUUGCUACCAAAAAGGCUUUGCAUGAAGCUCUUAUGAGGCAGGAUGAACUUCUUGCAUAUAUCGACCGUCAAGAGGAGGCUAAGAUGCGGAAAAAGAAAUUUUGCUUUUGAACCAAGAGGGCACAUAGAUGGCUUUCACAACAUCAAAUUCGUUGCUUUUGCUGCUCAAUGAAGCAUGAUUUCGGUGCCAAUCGAUGGAAACGCACCGGCUGCUGACAAAGACAGUGAAAUAACUUAUUUGACAACGAAGAUGAUGGACAGUCCAGAAGUAAAUAAUACCUUUUGACCUUUCUAUGUAAGCUUUCUAGGUAUGGUUAUUGGCUAUCAUAUAUCUCUUUCCACAACGAACUUGUUCUUUCUGCUGCUCCUAAGAUGAAACAUGAUCUUGAUGUGAAUUGACGAAUGAAUAUGGACAGUCUGAUAAGCAAAUAAAUAAUGCCCUUGAGAUAUUUUUAUAUGAGCUUUCUAGUUAUUGUUAUCGGCUAUCCUGAUCUUUGCAAGCUAUAGUGUGCACCUCCUCCUCAUGCAAUGCCGGCAGUUUCCUGGUCAUUACUAAAUUGUAAGAUAGCUUUUUUUUUUAUCUUUAACAAUUACUAGAUGUUGUGAUUGGAUCGACAGAUCCACGGACAGAUUAUUGCAUGCGUCAGACCAACGCUGGAAGGAGGGAGGGCACGUUCGUGUCAGAGCCCUAUCAGAUUUGACUAUCGGGAUAACCAACCAGUGAAGAACAUAUCUACCACCUUUUUUAUAAGAAUUCUUUUGAUUAAUUUCCUAUGGGGAAGGAAGGCCUCAUAAAAAAUGAUCUGCCCCAUGCGGGACCCAUGUGACCGGCCGAUUCCGGCUCCAAUCACGUCCGAGAGAUCUUGACGUAUGUGUUUUCAUUCGACAUUUGUCCUGUAUACCGCCGCGCUUAAAAUGUAAAAGCCGUGCACGAGGGAUGCAGCGCCAAAUUGGGAAAUCCAGCUCAUCGUGCACACUAUGUGCUGCCAUGAGUAGGGGGUGCUUAGGUAGUUGUAUGGGUCUCCGUCUCUCCUUACCCGAUUCUUGGCCGUCCUUGGUCGUCUAUCUCUCUCUCUCUCUCUCUCUCUCUCGCCUCAGUCGUUGCAUGGAGAUCGGAAUUCCCUAGUCCCGCCCCAAGGGUUGUCUUCCUCCUCUCAUCUCUUCCACAAGGUGUAGAUGCCAAAGCAAAGGAGAUCGUGCGCCUUAGUCGUGGGAUGGCGAUCGGAAUCCCCAAGUCCCGCCCCAAGGGUUGUCUCCCGCCUCUCAUCUUGCGUUGGAUCUCAGGUUUGUACUAGAUGGAUCUGUCAAGAACAAAAAUAAAAUAGAACAAUCAAUCGAAAUUCUUUUUCCUGUCUUAA